CCUGGGAAGAGUCAUCACUUGGCCACACUGAAACAAGGAUGGACCAGUAGCCACAGCAGACCUCAGCAGGGUGACGUCUGGAGAGCUGGGGUGGGGGUACAACAUCUGAAAUUACCUGGCAUAGCUUGGUCACUCAUUACUUUUUGGACAAGGAAACUAGCUCGUGAGUUAAGAGCACAACACCGAGACAGAGGCCAGUGGAAACGUUUGUCUGCCCUCACCCCUUCUGUCUCUACUUCCACCUGCUCCCCAGCCAACCAUCCACACAGCUCCAUGCCGCAUAUCAUCUCUCAAGCAUCCAGGAUGGCCCACCAUGGGUGUCGUUCAGGUUUGCCUGCAGAUAAUAACAUCCCUUCCAGUGUCACUCGAGUGAUUGUGAAGACUCCAGGCCACCAGGAAGACUUUACUGUAGCUCAUGACACUUCUGUGAGGCAGUUUAAGGAGAAGCUAUCUGCUCACUUCAAAUGCCAAAUGGACCAAAUAGUGCUGGUCUUCAUGGGCCGCCUUCUCAAAGACCAUGACACCCUGAGCCAGAGGGGCAUCCUGGAUGGCCACACCAUCCAUUUGGUCAUCAAGUCCAAAAAUGGCUCUAGAUCCCGAAUCCUUCACUCCCAUAAUCUGUCAACCAAUGAGCCCUGCCUCCAGGACAGAAACACCAAUGGAAACAGUGGAGUAUGCCAGCCUGCUGGUGUGAGUCACAUCUCAGGGAAAGCAGCACACUUUGUGGAGUCUGAAAGACCCAAGGAACACAUCCAAGACACAGAAGUGGGCGGUACAGAGCUGGAGGUACAGAAGCUAGAGAAUCCUAUUGUUCAGCAGCUUCUGUCCAAUGUUGACCUCAUGAGACAGUUCAUUUCAGAUCACCCAGACAUGCAACAACUGGUGCAGCAGAACCCGGAGGUCUCAAACAUCCUUGAAAAUUCUGAGAUUCUGUGCCAAACUCUGGAACUGGCCAGAAAUCUUGCCAUAAUUCAAGAGAUAAUGCAAACCCAGCAACCUGCACAGAAUCUUGAACAGCCUCGGAACCCACAAUCAUGUCUGGGAUUAGAGACAAUCUCAGGUGGGGACAAUGUCCUGGGUCAUAGCUAUGCUGAUUUCAGUGACCAAGUGCUCAACAGCUUGCACGAUCUCUUUGGCAGCAACAUUUUCAAGGCUCUCCUGGAAGGACAAAUACCAGAAGUCGAUUCUUCAACCCCAUCUCCACCACCAUCCCAGGAACAGUGGAACCAGCUCUCACAGCUUCCUACUACUCGUGUCAUCUAUUCUAGCUCUCGUUCUGGUUUAACCUCGAUCAUCUCACCCAACACUACCCCCAACAGGGCGAACCAUACUUGCAGAGUCAAUACUGCCGCUCUCUCCACCAAAAGCCAGAGUCAGACAUGUGCCAUUCAGCAGCCAGCUGGGGUACCAGCUUUACCUAGCAUAGAGCUCUCCCAGCAGUCCCAGGCAAAAGACAAACAUGCCACCACCUCUUCAGAUAGCUUUGACCAGAGUUCAGAGGAGGAUCUCCACCCACUGGAUGAACAGAGCAGCUCCCAGAUCACAGGAAGCAUGAUGCAGUUGCUUUUGAAUAAUCCCAACCUGGCAGCCCAGAUUAUGUCAUUCAUGAGUAUGUCCCAACUGAGUGAGCAGUGGCGGCAACCACUGCUCACCUUCCUGCAGCAGACACAGCUUUCUGACAUGCUUUUAUCCCUGACCAACCCCAAAGCAUCACAAGCAUUAUUGCAAAUUGAGCAGAGUCUGCAGAUUUUGGCCACGGAGGCGCCUAACCUUCUACCCUGCGUUGCACCCUAUCUGUGGGGCCUGGCUUGGCUUCCUGCCCCCUGUUGCAGCUACUCUGAUGCAGUGCCCUGCACUGGGAAUAUGUCAGAUAUGACUGAGUCCAAAAUGUCUGAGUGCUGUCAUAAAUGUGGAACAGUCCCUCAGAGGACGCAAUCCCUCGCUGAUGCCCCUUCCCAACUUCUACAAGUCCCUGAGAUUCGUUACAGCAAGCAAAUGGAAUCUCUGCAGGCCAUGGGAUUUGGGAACUAUCAAGCCAAUCUGCAGGCACUGAUUGCCACUGAGGGGGACACCAGCGCUGCUAUCCACAAGCUCAAGCGAUCCCAAGGAUUCUAACCACCUCAUCUACCUAUUUGCUUGUUAUUUGCCUGCCAAUCCAUAGGACCAUCUUUUCUGACUUUCCACCAUUUCUGAUGCUUCCAGCCAGGAUGAGUCCUGGCAUAGGAGAAAACAGUCACUGCUUUCUCUACUGAAUAACAGAUCAUUGGUCAUGGCUGGAAGAUCUGUCAAUAAAAUGGCUACACUCACUCGUCCCCAUCCAAGGUUUGGCUUUGU
Talpa occidentalis (Iberian mole) is the source of this 2334-nucleotide messenger RNA. It is a transcript of the gene UBQLNL, whose product is annotated as ubiquilin like. Gene Ontology annotation, biological process: ubiquitin-dependent protein catabolic process. Gene Ontology annotation, cellular component: cytosol. The record is from RefSeq and is a predicted model, not a curated record. The coding region runs from base 274 to 2115 and encodes 613 amino acids. Gene Ontology annotation, molecular function: polyubiquitin modification-dependent protein binding. The transcript has a single exon. Lineage: Eukaryota; Metazoa; Chordata; Mammalia; Eulipotyphla; Talpidae.